AUGCUCAUCUGGAAGAACCCAAGCUUCUACGACCUGUCGGGCCCUCGCCGUCUUCAUCGCCCCGAGUUGGAGCAACAAGCUCUGCGUCGCGUCAUGGUUCGGUUGCCGCCCAACCCGCUCUUGCCUUCGCCGCGCCUCCCGCAGGAGCUCAUCAACAUCAUUCUCGAGCACCUCGAGGACAUUGACGACAACGUGAGCGACGCCUCGCACGACCCGCACGACGUCCUCGAGGCCGAGUCCGAGCAGCGCGAGCUCGGCAAAGCCAUCUUUUACGUCUGCAAGGCCUGGCGCGUCGCCGGCCGCCGCAUUGCCUACUUCCGGGUCACCUUCCACUGGGAGGACGACGACGAGGUCAUCGAGUGGCUCCUCAAGAACCCGUCGCUCGCCAAGGAGAUCCGCAAGCUCUACUUCGGGCCGCCCGACCGCCUGAUCGCAAGGCGCCUCCCCACGCACCGCCAGGCGGCGGUCAAGUUUGUUGAGCUCGUCGAGAAGUGCUCGACCCGCCUCGAUACCCUCGCCUGCAGUGUCCCUGUCGAGGCGCCUGCUCUCUGGCGCCGGAUCGCGAUCUCCGCCGCGGCAGAAGGCCUGCGUGACCUGCUCAUCAUCACCGCCGUGAGCCGCGAGGACGGCCUCCUCUCGCUCAUCAGCGUCCUGUCGAAGUUCCCCGGCCUCAAGAAGCUCGGUAUUCAGCUCGAAGUGUGGCCCAAGUGGACCCCGAGCAGCGGCGGGAUCAAGAGCGCGUCCGUCGUGACCCGCCUGCCCGUCAAGGACCUCACCCUGCGCCUCAACCAGUUCAGCGGUACCUCGCCAGUCCCUCUCAUGGGUCAGAUGUUGGCGCCAUUCUUCAUCCCGGGCGAGGUCCGCGACCUCAACCUCGAGCUGUCGGAGUUCGAGGCCGCCAACCUCACGUGGAUCGGCGCCUUCGACAAGGUCGAGUGCGUCGUCCUCACGUCCGAUUCGGCAGACGAGGCUCUCGGGCCGAGGCUCGCCCACUUUGUCGACGCGGCGUCGUCGCUCCCCGCCGUCAAGCAGGUGUUCAUCGAUCCCGAUCCCGACGAGGACGUCGAGAACGGCACCGAGCUCGUCCCGUCGCCCGUCUCGCUCGACCGCCUCUUCAAGUCGAUGCCGCCCCUCAUCGUGUGGUACAGCGUCGGCGGUGGCGUGUUUUUCCCGGAGGAAAAGGACGACGACCUUCCGAUCAUCGCGUUCGAGGUUGCGCCAGAGCCGAGCGUCUUGCUCGACCUCAACCUCAAGCUCAAGCAGGACAAGGAGCCGUCGCCCGCGGCGCUGUACCGCCGCACCCAGGCAGACGGCGCAAAGACGUGGUCCGUUCUCGAGAUCACCAAGUCGGACCUCGACGGCGACGCGAGCGACUGCGAGAUGGCCGACUCGACAGACGCCGAUUGAGCCGGUCGAUGCCGCCGCUCGUCCGCAUCCGCGCCCACCCCCUG
Messenger RNA from Rhodotorula graminis WP1, 1451 nucleotides. RefSeq lists its product as uncharacterized. The record is from RefSeq and is a predicted model, not a curated record. NCBI's taxonomy places the organism in Eukaryota, Fungi, Basidiomycota, Microbotryomycetes, Sporidiobolales, Sporidiobolaceae. The transcript is spliced from 3 exons. Bases 1 to 1407 code for a protein of 468 amino acids.